Mollisia scopiformis is the source of this 1573-nucleotide messenger RNA. RefSeq lists its product as uncharacterized. The record is from RefSeq and is a predicted model, not a curated record. Gene Ontology annotation, biological process: monoatomic cation transport; transmembrane transport. The transcript is spliced from 8 exons. Gene Ontology annotation, cellular component: membrane. The coding region runs from base 1 to 1281 and encodes 426 amino acids. Gene Ontology annotation, molecular function: monoatomic cation transmembrane transporter activity. NCBI's taxonomy places the organism in Eukaryota, Fungi, Ascomycota, Leotiomycetes, Helotiales, Mollisiaceae.
AUGGUCGAGAGUCGAGCUCCGACAGUUACACAGAGCGGUAGUAUUACCUCAUCAGAAGCUCAAAGGAACAUAUCGAACGACGAUGAUACGAUUACAGCUGCCUUGGAUGACCCAUACGCUCUUCGAGACUCCAAGAGAGCGGAUGUCACAAGGAAAUCGAUUCUCAUUGACUAUCCCCAUGGAAAAAGCAGAAAGAUCAAGAAAUAUUACAACCGGCAGAAUGCACUCAUCGACUCCUACCUUGGGAGUGCUGAUGAGGAAGCUCUUGAGCAUGAAGAUGCUCUGAAGAAUGGAGGCAAAGUUAAAUUUGCCAUCUAUGGAUCAUCGACUGUAAACUUCUUCUUGUUCAUCAUUCAGCUGUAUGCAGCUGUUAGCACUGGCUCACUGUCGCUGUUUGGUACUGCAGCCGAUGCUUUCAUGGAUCUCGUAAGCUCGAUCGUGAUGCUCAUCACGUCGAGGCUGGCUUCCAAGCCUAAUAUCAAAAAGUUCCCCGUGGGUCGUAAAAGAGUUGAGACUGUAGGCAUAAUCCUCUUCUGUGCACUUAUGACCACUGUCGCUGUGGAGCUUAUAGUCGAAUCAGCGAGAAGUUUGGGUGAUGGUCCACGGAACGAUGACUCUCUCAAGAUCAUCCCUCUCAUCUUCGUUGGCAUUGCCAUCUUUUCCAAAGGAUGCAUGUUCAUUUAUUGCUUCCUCCUUCGUCGAUAUCCAGCAGCAGCUAUCUUCAUGCAAGAUCAUCGAAAUGAUAUCGUCGUCAACGUCUUCGGUUUGAUCAUGUCAAUCGUCGGGACGCACUUCAAAAAGGUUUGGUUCUUAGAUCCUGCAGGAGCCAUUUGCAUUGCAUGCUUGAUCCUCUUCUCAUGGGCUUCGACUGCCUUCGAACAUAUGUGGUAUUUGGUUGGCAAGACAGCACCACAAGACUUUCUGAACAAGCUGGUGUACGUGUCGGUAACUCACGAUCCCAAGAUCUUGAAGAUCGAUACAGCACGAGCAUAUCAUGCAGGUGACAAAUACUAUGUCGAGGUUGACGUCAUUAUGGGCCAAGAAGAGAAGUUGAAGACAACACACGAUGUAGCAGAACGCCUGCAGCGGAAGCUUGAAGGCCUCGCUGAUGUUGAGAGAGCCUUCGUCCACGUCGAUUAUGAUGGUAUCCACGACAUUACCGAGGAGCACAAGCCUCUAUACUCUCCUCAAGAGGUCAAGGCUCCUCUCCUGGAGCGGAUGAAGGAGAAGCUGCCUUUCAAGCAUAGAGUGAGAGAAGUUCCUGAUGGUGGGAGCGUCUAAUCGACGGAUCUCGUAUGUCGACAAAAUAGCAAGUUUUCUCUCGAUGUCUGUAAUUGUAUCGUCCGUAUGUUUUGUACUAGCAUUGUCGGUUUCAGAAAAGCAUAAUAUACAAGUUCCAGUUUGACAAUGCUCAGUCACGUGAGACUGGCUCUGAACCCGCUAGAAACGUUGCAUGUGUUGUGCAAGGUCGCGACGUGUAAGUCAUCGGACAAUGUCAUACAUCAGAACCCAUCGCCCUCAAAAGAUCUGUUGCUGAUCUUGUGAGAUGAAAAGUAUGCAGAAGAGAAAAGAU